GUUUUCAAAGGAUACAAAAUUGUAAAUUUUAACUGUAAAUUCAUGCAAAUGCCACGGUCUCUCUAUGUAUUGUUUGUUUUCACUGUCAAUCGUUACAAUGAGGUGAGGACAGCGACAAAGUAUCUUUGGCGACACUACUGUCUUGCAAAGCAUAAGGUUAGAGAAAAAGUAAAGGAAAAAAACUUGUUCCAAAAUGGCGACGAAGAUCUGCCUGUCCAUUGGAAAACAAUAGAAAUAGCAAAGAGGGGCAGAGUUUGAUUGUUGUCGCAAUUUGUUUUUGUUUUGCAUUUGACCUAACUGCAUCAGAUUCGGGUUGUGUGUUUCUAGCUAUCUGCAGUACUGGACGAAGUAGUCUGGGUAUCAUGCUUUGUUAUAGUUGGUUUUCAAGCUAGCUAGCUAACACCGUUACAUCCGUAUAUUGUUGCAGUUGGCUGCUAGCUAUCAAGUCACAUUAUUUGGAUCUACACCGACGAUCAGCUCGCCAGGCAGAACACAGGCAACAUUUGACUUGCAAGUCAAGUUGUGCGCACUUUUGUUAUUACAAAGCAAACGUUUUUAGUGUUUUGUAGGUCGGUGGUAAUCGGUAACUUGACGUUUUAUCCUGCCUAGCUAGCAGAAGUUAAUUGCCGGAGUAAGUUACUGUAGCUACAGUAGUUAGCUAGCUUAGUAGAAACACUCAGCGUCACUUGGUUUAGCUAGCUAACUUCAUGGCUAACGUUAGCUAGUUAACGGUAACUGAAUUUCACAAUGAGACUGGUAUGUUUGUUGUAGCUAACCAGCUACGUAAAGUUGGGUAAGUAGUCAGUAAGAUGUUUUAAAAUAUUAAUUGUUGGUAAUGUAAACUAUAACAAUCUUACACGGUGAAAUGUUUGUUCUAGCUAAUACGGUUCAGUUUUGCGAUGGCUAGCUAAAUGUUAGAUAGCUACUGUAGCGGCUAAAGUGAAAGUUAUGGGCUUUUCUCGCACAAACUUUGGAUGUUUGACCAGAGGAAUGUUAGGAAGUCCCAUACUAGCAUUUUAGUGAGCAGCUAGCUAACGGUAACUUGGCUAGAUUAGUGUCUCAACUAAUGAUAUUUGACGUGCGUAUCUGUGAUACAAUGAAUUAAUUUAGUAUAUUAAAGAUACAUGAGUUUAAUUUGAACUUUUUCAUUCAUAUAGACAAGGCGUGAAUGAGCUUUUGCGAAUUUGUCUUAGCCAAUGCAGGGGGCCUUUAGCUAGUUAGCUAGCUAACGUUAGCCAGACAGUUAUUAGUGGCAAUAUUUUUCAGGAUGUGAUAGAUACGGUGCACUAUCUACCUUGCUGGCUAGGCAGUUGAACAAUAUUUUAUUAAUCGUCUUUUUCGUGCGUUUUCCGAGUGUCGUGACUAAAGUCUAUUAGUAAGACAAAGGUCGACUAUGGAAGCAGUAACGUUAGUUAACACUCUGUAAAAGGGUACCGGGUAUAGACGCCCACCCUGAAAAGGAGCAAAUUCAGCAUUUUAUCCCGACUGCCGAAACCUGAGUCCAGAGUUUAAAACACUCUUUAUUGAUGAUGGCCGAUUUUGUAGUGCCGCGACACAGUGCGGUGAUGGAACGACUCCGCCGUCGAAUCGAGCUCUUCAGGAGGCAUAACACCAGCUGCGAGAACCGCUACGACAACACAGCGAGGGAGCGGCUGGAGAUGGAACGGCAGCAGACCUUUGCACUGCACCAACGGUGCCUGCAAACCAAGGCCAAGCGGUCGAGUAAGCACAGACAGCCAACAUCCGACCAAGCAGUUCAGAGAGGGUCAGGGACCGGGGGCAACAACGCAGACCUAGGGGAUGGUGGGACGCCCGAGCAGAGCAGAAACAGCACUUUGAUUGCGUUGCAGGAGUCAGUGAAGAGGAAGCUGGAGAGCGCUGGCUCCCCUGGUCAGGUCAACGGCUUCAGCGAUGGCUACCCCCCGUCCAAAAAGGCUUGCCUAGACAACGGCACGUCCAACGGCGGCAUCCCCCCUCGCUCACCCCUGGACUCCAAGCACGGCAUUGGCGCUGACUCUCUCAUACCCAAUGGUGGAGAACAUCGUGGAACCGCCGCUGGGGAGCAGGAGUUCCGGCUCAAAGAGAUGAAGCAGGAGCCCAUGGAUGACAUCCUCCCCUGCAUGCUGCCGUCAGGGGGCGGAGCCAGCAACAGCCUCUUCCCUGACCUCAACGAGCAGGAGUGGACGGAGCUCAUGGAGGAGCUCAACCGCUCGGUGGCCUAUGAGGACAUCCAGGACAUCCUCAACGACGGUUUCGAGGACCGCAAGGACCCUCCUGAUCUGGCCGGACCCACCCCUGGGACAGGCGCACAGUCUGGGGGAACCUCACAAGGAGGCCUCCUGCUUCCGGACCUGGCCAGCGUCAAGGCAGAGUUCUCCCCGGCCUCUACCGCCUUCGAGCAGGACUCAUGCGCCGGCUCGCCCCACGCCAGGCCCAAGUCAUCGGGGCCGCCCAUGCAGCACUCCGCCAGCUUCCCGGGAGCAGCCACCUCCACCGUCUCCUCCCCGGCCCUGCCCCAGCCCCUCAGCCAGCAGCCUCCCCCAUCCAGGCAGCUCCCUCCCCAGAACCACCGCCUUCCCCCGGGGCCUGUCUCCAAAGACCUGUCCCCUGCCCAGCAGCUCCAGCAGCUAGCUGCCCAGCAGCAGAGAGCCCAGCAGAUGCAGUCCCAGCUCCAACAGCAGCAACACGCUCAGAAACAGCAGCAAGCCCAAAAACAACAGCAGCAGCAAGCCCCCAAAUUCCACCCCUCUGGGUCCCACCCCUGCCGUCCAUCUUGGCCACCCCAGUCGGCCCCGUCUCAGAGCCCCGUAGGGGGAGCUUACGGCCUGGAGAAGCCCACCAGCCCCUCCCUCUACCCCCAGGACUUCCCAAAUAACCCCAAGCCCCAGCUGAUGAUGCCCGGACAGCCCAACAAGGGCUCACCCAAAGCCGUGGCCGGCGGGUACCUGCAGCCCGGAGGCCCCCACACCAACAUGCUGGGUCACCCUGCCCAAGGACCAGGGGCUCCGCUUAGCCACCCUGCAGCAGCAGGCCCUGGGGGCCUGGGCUCUGCCAUGCUCAACUACAGCAAUACCAAGCCCCUGUCCCACUAUGAGGCUGCGGCCCAGGGGCCACCGCAGGGCCCCCCCAGUGCCCAGAGCCAGAACAAGGCAGUGCUGCUGUCGCUCCUCAGACAGCAGCAGCAGAUGAAGCAGAAGCAAGGUCUGUCCUUCAGACCACAGCUACCCCACGGCCAGGAACAGAACGUAUACCCUGCCGCACCGCACGGCCCUGGACCUGGCAACGCCAUGGCCCCCCAGCUGGGGGGGCCCGGCAACGGAAUGGCGGGAAACCACGGCAACGUCGCCUACCUGUCGGGGCAGGCGGCGGUGAAGCAGCAGCUGAUGGAGCAGCAGAAACAGUUCCUACUGGGCCAGAGGCAGCAGCUGAUCAUGGCCCAACAGGAAAAACAGCGUCAGCAGCAAGAGCAGCAGCUCCAGAGGCACCUGACCCGUCCCCCUCCCCAGUACCAGGACCAACAGAACCAGCAACCUGGCGCACAGAACAACCCCUUCCAGCAGCAGCAGGUUGCCCAGUUUACAGGUUCGUCACAGCCAUUGAGCAACGUUGGUACGCUGGGAGGCCCCGCCCCUGGAGCUCAGCGAAUGUUCCCCCAGACGCAACAAGGCAUGAUUGGUAUGACCAUGGGCCAACAGGGUGGUGCUGGCCCCACCCCUGGUGUCCCCCCUCCCUCCAGCCAGGCAGACAUGAGCCUCGCCUCCUGUGUAGGUGUUAUGGACUCUGCCUUACAGCAUCAGGUACUCUACAGCAACAUGAACAUGCACCCCUCCCAGCAAAGUUCCAUGCAGAGGCAGCCUGUAAGCAAUAUGGGCGUCUCCUACCGACAGAACAUGCUAUCCCAGCAGCAACACCUUAAAAACCAGCCUAACGCCGCCCUGCUGAAACAACAGCAGCAGCAGUUAGCCAGACUACCCGGCUCCAUGCCUGGCRGCAACAUGCCCAGUGUUAUGCCCAACGCCAUGCAGAGCACCCAGAGCCAAACUUGGCAGCAGCAGGGCAUGCAGCAAGCUAUGGGUGCCCAGCAGCCUCCCUCCAGCAACGGAGGUCUCCCGCCCAAUGCCUUUGCCAACCCCAACGCCUUCCACAUGCAGCAGCAGACCCACAUACCAAACAAGAUGCCUGUUGGCAACACCCCCUUCGGCGCCAAUGCCAACGGCAGGCCCAUGGGCGCCAUGAACACUGCCCAGAAACAGAUGAUGCAGCAGGCCCAGCAAAGGACUGCAGCCAACCCCCAAGCUUCCCUUGGGCAGCCCUUAGGCCCAGGGCAAGUCUUACCCAAUCAGCAACAGCAGCAGGGUUCCCAAGGCCAGGGGGUGUUGCCCGACCUGGGUGCCUUUGGUCAGCCGCAGGGGGGGUGUUUGGUCAGCCAGGGGCUCCAGUGCAGACAGCAGGGCUACCAGGUCAACAGAACUGCUAACCAACAGCAGCAGCAGUUGCCGUUUAUCUACAACACUGGGUCAGGGGCUAGCAGUUUGCCCAGCUUCCCUGGUGAGAGUGACCUGGUGGACUCUCUGCUGAAAGAACGCAGCACGCAGGAGUGGAUGGACGAUCUGGAUGAGCUCUUAGCUAGCCACCAUUGAUGAGUUUUAAUGAACAGGAGCGUCUCAAUAGUCUGUAGUGGCUUCCUCUUCUCCAUCUGCGCCAAUGUUAGAGCCGGAUGGUUGAGAGCAAGUGUCUGCUAGGCAUCCGUCUUCCAUGUUGUGUUCACCUUGCCUUUUCAGAUCAGUAGAUUAAGACUGAGAGGCGCUGGGGAGAGGAAGCCUUCAGGCAAGUGAGAUUCAUCUGAUGAGUUGGUGAGAUGGAAUGUUGGUGUAUGUGUUCUAAGCCAAUUGCCAAUGAAAGGCAGGAACAGCGAAGGUUACUAAUGGAAUCCUGUUACUGUUCUGACACGGCUAAGAGACGGUCAUCCUCACUAUUGUGUGUACUGUGUAUAUAAAGUCAGGAGAAUGAUUGGAUGGGAAUGAUGGUGUGCAGGACCAAAACCCCUGUGUUGAUUCCUAUUGGAGUAUUUCCCCAGGACUGGGAGACGUAUAGAAAGAACUCUGCUACUAUUACUACUACUGAACCUGUGACUCAGUACUAAACCACUGAAUCAAGGGUGAAUCAAACGUGGCGCACACACACUUUGUCUACGCUUACCAAACAAGCAUCACCACAGUAGAGGUGCUUAUUUUGAUUUCAUUGCCCCCUACCCGUCCUCUGCUUUGUUAGAAGUUGCGGCCUUAAAUGCAAAUGAAUGCUCUAUGUAGCAGAGGUGACCUAGUAACACAUUCCCCCAUGUCAAAUGUUGGUGGUGAUACACUAGAUAUUGCUAAUAAAUAGACGUAUGCCACCUCUCCCCUACUCCCAAACCAAUGAUGAGGUGAUCAGGAGACUCAACUGUGGCGGCCAUAUUCAUUUGGUUAGCCAGUGCCCAUUAGUUGGUAAGUGUGGACCCAUAUGUUAUAAGAGACAAGACUGUUCCUCUGUUAGUUGUGCAACUGCCCCCCCCCCCCCCCCCCCACCCCCACCCAUGGAGGCAGGUUACACAUGUAAAGUGACAAAUGGGGACCUAGUCCCAACACCACCCAAAUACACUUUUGAAUGAUGCUUGUAUCAUGUUUCUAAAAUGGUCUCCCUUUAGGUUCGUUACCAUGUUUGACUAGGUUACCCUAAAAUCACUGUCUUUAAACAUUCAGUCCAUUGUCAUUUUAAUAACCAAGCUAUAAGAUAAUGUAUGAAUAGUGGACAUUAUUGCCUUCAGACCCAUUGCAGACAAUCUUUUUCCAUUCCCUUGAACGACAGUACAGCCAGAUACUUAAGUUGAGAUGCUUGAAUUUGUUCAUCCUCUUUUGUGUCAGGGGCUCCUUGUACAUUUUUCGAUAUAUUUUUUUGUAUGUAUGCAUUUUCCGAUUUGUUCUGAAGAUAGAUCUUAUUUUUAUAUGUAUAUUGCAGCGGAUUUUUGUAAGUAUUUCAUACUUUUAAUAUGGUUCUCUGUAAAACAAGAGUAUUAUGUAAAUAUAGUUAUUUAGAAACGGA
This is a messenger RNA of Salvelinus sp. IW2-2015, 6078 nucleotides long. RefSeq names its product mastermind-like protein 1. Gene Ontology annotation, cellular component: nucleoplasm; nuclear speck. Gene Ontology annotation, molecular function: transcription coactivator activity. Lineage: Eukaryota; Metazoa; Chordata; Actinopteri; Salmoniformes; Salmonidae. The record is from RefSeq and is a predicted model, not a curated record. Gene Ontology annotation, biological process: positive regulation of transcription of Notch receptor target; Notch signaling pathway.